AUGGCGAAGCAGCUUUCAAGUCGUGUUCAGGGCUUAAAGUUUAUGCAGCGCGGUGCGGCGCGCACAUCCAGUCCGCCGUCUGCCGCUGCUUGCGAGGAGGAUCGGUCUGUGUGCCAAGAGACAGCCGAUCCUGCACAGGAGCAAUGGGUGCUGCCCACGCAAUUCCGCGCUUGCACAAACACGACUGCUUUGCCGAAGAAUGACUGGAAUGCGUGGCUUUUUGAUGCAUACGAAGAAAAGCCCAAGGCGCUGAAUCGGCGGCGCACCUUUGGCAACGUUGCAUCCGCAGACUCGGUGCGCAAAAGCGCAGACGUAUCGGACAGCGAGGCGGGUACUUCAAACAACGAAGCUAGUGCAUCGGAUAGUGACGAUGAUGCGCCUCCCACAUUUCGGAAACCGCCUAGCGCGCAAGGCGCAAAACGGCGUGUACAGUCCAGCGAAACGAGCCAGCGCAAGCGCGUUGCACAACCACAUAGGACAAACAGGCGGAAAGGGUAA
Molecule: messenger RNA, 498 nt
Organism: Malassezia vespertilionis
Lineage: Eukaryota; Fungi; Basidiomycota; Malasseziomycetes; Malasseziales; Malasseziaceae
Exons: 1
Coding region: 1-498 (165 amino acids)
Source: RefSeq, a predicted model, not a curated record